AUGGCUACAUAUGCGUAUAAAGCCAACCCAAAUGGGCACUGCCGUCUGUGUACGGAUAAAAAUACCAAAGAGGACAUGGUCGCAUGCGAUGAAUGCGAUCGGUGGUUCCACAUAUCAUGUGUGGGACUCACAUAUCUACCUAAAAAGGAGGAAAGGUGGAUAUGCCCUAAGUGCAUGAGCACGGAAAAGGAAUUAAUGGAACUGAAGGUCAAAGUAAGACAAUCAGUUUCCGGAAAUAGCUUGCAGGAAAUCCUGCAAGAGAACAGAGCGGCAAUGGAAGCUCUGGUGAAGUCCAUGAGGACAGUAAAUUUAGAAUCAAAACCAAGCACUUCAAAUCAAAUUGAAAAUAGCGAUGGUCAAGAACAGGAGGCAGAACCAGAAUGGACUGUCUACCUGAAACGGCAGGCAUUGAUGAGCUUGCCAAGGUUUGGAGGCGCGGCACGAGAAUGGCCAAAUUUUAAAAAAGGCUUUGAUGAGACCACAAAACAAGGUCAAUUUAACAGGCUUGAAAAUUUGAAUCGCCUGCAAACAGUGCUGUACGGAAACGCAGAGAGGAGCGUCCGACAGCUAAUGAUGGAUCCAAAUAAUAUGGACCAAAUAAUUGAUAGACUAGAAGAUAAUUUCGGAAGACCCGAACUAGUCUAUAAAGAAUUACUAGCCGAACUCACCAAUAUCAAAAGGGAGAGUCGGAAUUUGAUUACCGAGAUAUCCGAAGCACUGGAUAAUCUCGUCUGUAAUGUUUCUCUUAUGGAUAGAGAAGAAUUCCUGAUUGACCACCGAUUGGUGGAAGAGAUCAUAAGGAAAAUGCCCUACGGUCUACAGGUGAAGUGGACCGAAGAGAUGUACGACGGGGCAAAGACUUUGGCUGAUCUCAAUGAGUGGCUGAAGCCUCAUUCGAGAACCAAUAGACUGCUGAAUGGAACCAGCAGGCCGCAGCCGCGAGAAAUAAAUAGACCGCAGCCGCGAGAACUAAGGCCUGAGCGUAGAGUCAAUAUAAAUACGCAUCAGGAGAACCGACCAACAAACCAACAAAAAUGUGAAGCAUGUCGAGGAAGUCACAAACUCCUCGAAUGCACCAGAUUCAAGGCUAUGAAGCCUGAAAAAAGAAAUGAAUUAGCCUUUAAGGCAAAGGUAUGCUUGAGCUGUCUUGCAUUUACAAACCAUAUGAUGCGAGACUGCAAAAGAGCAAAACAAUGUGGAAUUAAUGGAUGUAAGUUCAAACAUCAUCCAUUGAUUCAUAAAUCUCAAGAGAGAAAUACAAGUGGUCAAAAUGAAUCGGAAGGACGAAGUAGUCCAAAUACACGAGAGGGUGAGAUACACAAUCACCAACAAAUAACAAAAUCCAACGUAUUCUACCAAAUAGUUCCUGUGACGCUGAAAAAUAAUGACAAAAUCAUCAACACGUUUGCCUUCUUGGAUGCGGGGUCAUCACUCUCUCUUAUAGACGAGGAGAUUGCGAACAAGUUAGGGCUCAACGGAAGAAUUGAUCCGUUGAUGCUAAAGUGGACGCAGAACGUCACGAGAAACGAACAAAACAGCCGUAGAGUUCAGGUACGAAUCAACGGCAACAAUGAAAAAGAAUACGUCAUGAAAGGAGUGAGAACGAUAAAGAAUCUCCAACUCCCAGAGCAAAGCUUCAACAAGGAGGUGAUGGAGAAAAGGUAUCCAUACCUCAAGAAUCUGCCGUUGAGCAGUUACAGCAGUAUACGCCCGACAAUAUUGAUUGGACUGAGUCACAGUCAUUUGUUAAUUCCAUUCGAAAGGCGAAUGAGAAAACCGAACGAGCCCACAGCGCUACGAACCAAACUUGGAUGGUUCAUGUUCGGCAACAUAUCGUCCAACGUGCAAGGCGGACACAUCAUGGUCAUACAGCAAGAAGAAGACAUGAACAAGGCUUUGCAGAAAUAUUUCUCCACCGAAGACUUCGGUGUGAAAUUGGAUGGUAGAUACGAAGUUGAACUGCUAUGGAAAGAUGAGGAAACGAAAUUUCCAAAUAGCUACAACAAUGCAGCAAAAAGGCUGACAACAAGUGAGAGAAUGUUAAAGAAAGACCCAGAGUUGAAAAAAUGGGCAAUAGAAACAUUUGCGGAUUACGAGAAGAAAGGCUACAUCCGCAAACUGUCAGAGGAAGAAAUUAUGAAGCCGGUAUCAAGAGUGUAUUAUCUUCCACACUUUAUUGUGCACAACAAAAAUAAGUUGCCACCUAAGCCAAGGUUGGUUUUCGAUGCGGCGGCAAAGAUACAAGGUGUAUCAUUCAACACGGAACUGUUAUCGGGGCCGGAUGCUACUACGUCAUUGUUCGGCGUUUUAGUAAGAUUCCGAGAAGGAGCAAUUGCUGUAUGUGGAGACAUCAAAGAGAUGUUCCAUCAAGUACGAAUCCGAGCUGAAGAUCAACACGCUCAGAGAUUCUUAUGGAGAGAUUGUGAUAGCAGUAAGAAACCUGCUGUAUACGUAAUGCAGGUGAUGACAUUCGGAUCAACCUGUUCACCGUCAUGUGCACAAGCGGUUAAAAACCACAACGCAGAAAAAUUCAGGAAAUAUUGUCCAGUGGCGACUGAAGCAAUCAUAAAGCAACACUACGUCGACGAUUAUCUGGAUAGUUUUGAAGAGCUCGAUAAGGCAGCAGAGAUAGUACUACAUGUUAUGAAAAUUCACGAUCACGCGGGUUUCCACAUCAGAAACUUUGUGUCAAACAGCAGAGAACUUCUUCAAAGUUUACCCUCGGAACGUGUACAAAUUUCCGGAAUCAAAAUGUUCGAAGAAAAAGAUUCAAUGACAGAAAAGGUACUUGGUGUAUAUUGGAACACCACGUCUGACACACUCGGCUAUCAAAUCAAAUUAGACAAGCUAGGAAGUGAUGUUACACAAAUGCUACGUUUACCAACAAAGAGAGAGGUACUAGCUUUCGUGAUGAGUGUCUACGAUCCACUUGGACUCAUCUCAAAUAUAACUGUGCAUGGAAGAAUCCUCAUGCAAAGGCUGCACAUAGAAAAUAUAGAUUCUGAUGACGAAAUUCCCGAGAAGUUGCAGUCAGACUGGCAACACUGGUUAGAAAUUAUUAAAUCUGCUGAGAGCGUAACGAUACCAAGAUACAUCCUCGAAGAAAGAACAGGUGAAGUAGAACUACAUACCUUUGUAGAUGCUUCUGAGAAAGCAUUUUGUGCAUGUGUGUACGUAAGAAGUAUAUCUGGAAACACACCACACGUAAGACUUCUAUCAGCAAAGUCUAGAGUAGCACCAGUCAAACCAUUGAGCAUACCACGCCUAGAGCUACAAGCAGCCGUGUUAGGAAGCCGAUUAACCAAAACGAUAAUAGAAGAAACAAGACUAAAGAUUGUUAGCAAAACAUUUUGGAGUGAUUCACAGACCGUAUUGUCAUGGAUCAAGAGUCCAAAACGAAGAAGCGUAUUUGUGAUGCAUCGAGUAGGUGAAAUCCUGGAAGAUAACAGGAAAAAUGAAUGGCGAUGGGUGCCAACAGAUGAAAAUCCAGCCGAUGAAGGCACAAAGGAAAAGCUAGGAAAAUCACAAUGGUUUGAAGGACCUGAUUUCCUAAAGCUCUCAGAAUCGUCAUGGCCUUCCACUGAAGAGAAGGAAAAAGACGAAGAGUUGAGAGAAACAGUGCUAGUUCACGAAGAACUAAGCAAACUUAGUUUCAUCGAUAAGUACAAGGAGUACUCAGAUUGGUGGAAGUUGGUGAAGAACCUUUGUGUAUUAAACAGGACAAAGGAAAGAUUACGUCGUGGAUAUAUUCCAGACAUUGAGUACAAAGUCUACCAAAGAGCUGAGAACGUGCUCUAUAGAAAGAUGCAAUGGGAAGCGUUUCCAACAGAGAUGGAAACUUUAUUCAAUGGCGGAACAAUAGCGUCAGGACCAUUGGUCAGUUACGCACCCUUCCUAGACGAGGCAGGGGUAAUGAGAAGUGGUGGACGUUUGAAGAAAGCCAUGUCAGUACACAUGGACUACAAGAACGCCAAUAUUGCUCCCACAAAAGCAUCCAUAUACGUAUUUGAUCGUGAAAGCAACACACGAAAGAUAUUUCCACCACGGCGAAAACACCGUCAUAGCAGCAUUACGGCAGAAGUAUUGGAUACUGCAUAUAAGAACAAUAUUAGCAAACGUCAAGAAGAAUUGCAAUAG
This is a messenger RNA of Toxorhynchites rutilus septentrionalis, 4137 nucleotides long. RefSeq lists its product as uncharacterized. Lineage: Eukaryota; Metazoa; Arthropoda; Insecta; Diptera; Culicidae. The record is from RefSeq and is a predicted model, not a curated record. Bases 1 to 4137 code for a protein of 1378 amino acids. The transcript has 2 exons.